UCCAUUCUCAUCCAUAGUUCAACAUCUAAACACAAAACAUUAGUGUUUAUAUCUUAACAAUGGCUUUCAACAAGCAUAGUGCACUCAUUAUAUUGCUUUCUCUUCUUUCUUAUUCCAUAUUUUCACAUGCAUGUGAAACAUGCAAUCCCAAACCUAAACCUAGUCCUCCACCACCUUCCAAAAAUCCUACGCCUUGUCCUCCACCACCUUCAACAACACCUAAGGCCAGUCCUCCUCCUACUCCAUCAACAACACCUAAGGCUACUCCUCCACCUAAGGCAAGUACUCCACCUCCUUCAACUACACCUACAGCUAGUCCUCCUACUCCUUCAACAUCACAAAAAUGUCCUAAGGACACAUUAAAGCUAGGUGUUUGUACUGAUCUUCUUGGACUUGUUAAUGUUGUGGUUGGAAGUCCUGCUUCAAGCAAGUGUUGUACAUUGAUUCAAGGUUUGGCUGAUUUGGAUGCAGCAAUAUGCCUUUGUACUGCUAUUAAGGCAAAUGUUCUUGGUAUCAACUUGAAUGUUCCUGUCACACUCAGUCUCUUACUUAGUGCUUGUCAAAAAUCUCUUCCUUCUGGUUUCCAGUGCUCUUAGACUCUCACUUAUAAGUUCAAGCAAAACAAGUACUUAUGUUACUACUACUUUCAUGGUUGUUUUAUUAUAGUUAUUGUUUUUGUUAAUAAUUGGAGGCACUAUGAUUUUAACAAAAUCACGGUAACAUCGUGAUUAUGCUAAACGAUCAUCAAUCCAAAUGUACUAUUUCAAUUCUUGUGUGAGAUAUAUGUCAUUUCAAUAAUAGGGUAAGUAUGUUUGCCUUAUUUACCAACUUUGUUCUUUUCAAUUUCGAUAUAUUUUUGUAAACUUUUAUUAAUUUGUGCAAUGAAUGGAUUAUGGUAAUUUUUUACGCGUUAAUUGAA
Vicia villosa (hairy vetch) is the source of this 919-nucleotide messenger RNA. Its product is annotated as pEARLI1-like lipid transfer protein 1. The coding region runs from base 60 to 596 and encodes 178 amino acids. The transcript has a single exon. Lineage: Eukaryota; Viridiplantae; Streptophyta; Magnoliopsida; Fabales; Fabaceae. The record is from RefSeq and is a predicted model, not a curated record.